Molecule: messenger RNA, 1767 nt
Organism: Zalophus californianus (California sea lion)
Lineage: Eukaryota; Metazoa; Chordata; Mammalia; Carnivora; Otariidae
Gene: HCRTR1
Product: hypocretin receptor 1
Exons: 7
Coding region: 1-1284 (427 amino acids)
Biological process (GO): G protein-coupled receptor signaling pathway; feeding behavior
Cellular component (GO): membrane
Molecular function (GO): orexin receptor activity
Source: RefSeq, a predicted model, not a curated record
AUGGAGCCCUCAGCCAACCCAGGUGCCCAGACUGGGACCCCCACUGGUGGCGGAGAACUGUCACCGUCACAGGUGCCUCCCGACUAUGAAGACGAGUUCCUGAGCUAUCUGUGGCGCGAUUAUCUGUACCCGAAGCAGUAUGAGUGGGUCCUCAUCGCUGCCUAUGUGGCUGUGUUCCUUGUGGCCCUGGUGGGCAACACGCUGGUCUGCCUGGCCGUGUGGAGGAACCACCACAUGAGGACGGUCACCAACUACUUCAUCGUCAACCUGUCCCUGGCUGACGUGCUGGUGACAACCAUCUGCCUUCCAGCCAGCCUGCUGGUGGACAUCACCGAGUCCUGGCUCUUUGGUCAUGCCCUCUGCAAGGUCAUCCCCUAUCUACAGGCCGUGUCCGUGUCAGUGGCAGUGCUGACUCUCAGCUUCAUCGCCCUGGACCGUUGGUAUGCCAUCUGCCGCCCACUGUUGUUCAAGAGCACCGCCCGGCGCGCCCGGGGCUCCGUCCUGGGGAUCUGGGCUGUGUCGCUGGCCGUCACGGUGCCCCAGGCUGCCGUCAUGGAAUGCAGUAGCGUGCUGCCUGAGCUAGCUAACCGCACCCGGCUCUUCUCCGUCUGUGAUGAACACUGGCCAGAUGACCUCUAUCCCAAGAUCUACCACAGUUGCUUCUUCAUUGUCACCUACCUGGCCCCACUGGGCCUCAUGGCCAUGGCCUAUUUCCAGAUCUUCCGCAAGCUCUGGGGCCACCAGAUCCCUGGCACCACGUUGGCCCUGGUGAGGAACUGGAAGCGCCCCUCAGACCAGUCGGAUGACCAGGGGCCGGGCCUGAGCGCAGAGCCCCCGCCCCGGGCCCGGGCCUUCCUGGCUGAGGUGAAGCAGAUGCGCGCGCGGAGGAAGACGGCCAAGAUGCUGAUGGUGGUGCUGCUGGUCUUUGCCCUCUGCUACCUGCCCAUCAGUGUCCUAAACGUCCUCAAGAGGGUGUUCGGGAUGUUCCACCAAGCCAGCGACCGAGAAGCCGUCUAUGCCUGCUUCACCUUCUCCCACUGGCUGGUGUAUGCCAACAGCGCCGUCAACCCCAUCAUCUACAACUUCCUCAGUGGCAAAUUCCGGGAGCAGUUUAAGGCCGCCUUCUCCUGCUGCCUGCCUGGCCUGGGUCCCUGCAGCUCUCCGAAAGCCCCCAGCCCCCGCUCCUCUGCCAGCCACAAGUCCUGGUCCUUGCACAGCCGGUGCUCCGUCUCCAAAGUCCCUGAGCACGUGGUGCUCACCACUGUCACCACAGUGCUGCCCUGAGCAAGGGCCUCACCUCCUCAUGGAGACUGCUGGAUGCAGUGGGAGGCCAGGGCUCCAGACCUGGUUUCCUGCCUGUUUAACUCCGGGCAAGUGACUUCCCUUCUCUGCGCCCAAUCUCCUAAGCAGAAUUGAUGGGAGGAUUAAGCACGCUGGAGAAAGCGGAAAGCUCUUUGUAGAUUGUGAAGUGUUGUGGACGGGAUUAUCACAUUCCUCUCUCGGCUGUGCCCCCCAGUAUCACCCAUCCCAUCAUACUUCCGCAGCUUGGCCUUCCUCCCAAAGAUCCCCCUCCCACCCAAUUACAGGCCUUCCCUGGAAUCUGCUGUAAGGGUCUCGGCGGGCAGUUCCAUCUGGCCCAGCGACUCCAGCGAAAGCCCAGCUGCUCUGAGGCCCACGUGAACUAAUCUGGGUUCAGCCUUUCCCUGGUCAGAACACAGCCCCAGCCUCACCAGGUGCCGGGUGCACCACAGACUGGACCCUGUUGGC